ACGAAUUACCAGUAAGUACUUAACCCAAGGUACCACUGUAAUGGACCAUAUUUGCUGAUACCAUUCAUUCAUUAGAUUGUCCUCUUAAGUUUUCCCCAUCAUUUGGCUAUUGUUAUAACCUGGCUGCUAUUAAUGCAGGUUUUCAUCAGAACCAUUCAUUAAAAACAGGAUGCUACCACUUUAAACAGCCAUGACUUCCCCCAAAGAAUACUGGGAACUGUAGCUUGUUCAGGGUGCUGAGAGUUCUUAAGAGGCCCUUCUUCCUCUCACAGAGCUACAAUUCCCAGAGUUCCCUGGGAAAAGGGGGUUGAUGGUUACAUCCCUCUGAAGUCAUGACCAUUUUUUAAAGCAAGUGCUGAAAAAGAGUUAUGGGAAAGAGAAAGCAGCAAGGAUGGGCAGGCAAGACUGGAUAGACGUUUCAGGACCACGGACAGCUCCAAAACAAGCAAGUUGCUCUGGCAGAGGACGGCGUGGCUGAGGUCCCUCGAGCAGGAUGUCUGCCGAAGCUCCUUCAGGCGUAGUAGACCUUGGGAAGAGGACCCUCAAGAAACCGUGCUCCUUCACCAUCGAGAACAUCCUCUCCGGCUCGGCCGAGCGAAGACCCCCUGUCCUCCUCCCGUUCUGCUUCCGAGGGGUCUUGGACUGUGAGCCCAAGGGGCUGCGUUCCCUGGGGGGCAUGGCUGCUGGCCCCCUGCAGCAGGAGGAGGACGAGGUGGAAGAGACAGAGGUGGACGCUGCGCCUUGCGGCUGCUGCUGCUGUGUUCACAGCGGUCCCUACUCCUGGCAGGAGGCUGCAAACUGGCUCACAGAUGCAAGGUUUCCCUGGCCCAUGCGGGUUUUCCAUCCUGUCGGCAGGCCGUGCAAGAACCCUCGCGGGAGCCAGAGCGAGCUGCAAGCUUUCCACCAGAUUCAGCGCCGGACCCGCCGCCACCGCACCAUCUUCACGGACGACCAGCUGCAGGCCCUGGAAGCCCUCUUCCACCAGAACCAGUACCCAGAUGUCAUUACCAGAGAGCACCUGGCUAACCGGAUUCACCUGAAGGAAGAGAGAGUGGAGGUUUGGUUUAAGAAUCGGCGAGCCAAGUGGCGGCAUCAAAAGAGAGCUUCGGCUUCGGCGCUCGUCCUUCAAGGUGCCAAGAAGUCUUCUGAGGGAAACUGCUGAGGACUGGGAGGGAAGGCUGGAUUUGACAAGCGCUGAAGGUCCCAUUGGCUUCUGAGCAUCUCGACGGGAGAAAGCAAGGAGAAACGGAACGGCGAUGCGAAAUGGAGAGGAAUCCUCACAGUUCAUUAAGAGGAGAAAGGAGAGAUUGUAUAUUUUCAAGGGGGGCCGGAAUAUAAAGCGUUCAACCCACUGUAACAAAACAUUAAUAAAAUAAAUGAUCCCCAAGACAUGUUUGAUCUUUGGAAGCAUAAAGUAAGGGUGCGGCUUAGAGCACCUGGUUUGGAUUCGGAAGGCUCAGGUUCAACCCGUGACACCUGCAGGUGUAGGGCUGGGAAGACACCCUGUCUGAAAUCCUGGAGAGCAGCAGCUGCCAGCCAGUGUUGUCAAUCCUGAGCUGAAUGGGCCAAUAUCUGACUCCAUAUAAAACAACCUCUCCUGUUUCUAUUUAAUUCAAUCAAUCAAUCAAUCAAUCAAUCAAUCUUUAUUACGGUCCAGAGACCCGACAAAUCAUUACAAAUCAAUACACAA
This is a messenger RNA of Podarcis muralis (Common wall lizard), 1690 nucleotides long. The record is from RefSeq and is a predicted model, not a curated record. Lineage: Eukaryota; Metazoa; Chordata; Lepidosauria; Squamata; Lacertidae.